This is a messenger RNA of Rhineura floridana, 5089 nucleotides long. RefSeq names its product ras-related protein Rab-6B-like. The coding region runs from base 190 to 831 and encodes 213 amino acids. The transcript is spliced from 8 exons. Lineage: Eukaryota; Metazoa; Chordata; Lepidosauria; Squamata; Rhineuridae. Gene Ontology annotation, molecular function: GTPase activity; GTP binding. The record is from RefSeq and is a predicted model, not a curated record.
AAUUCACGAAGGGGGCGCGUGCGCCUGCAGAGCGGAAGUGACAUAAUCAGCUGUGAGGUGACUGGAAAUCCGCUGUUGCUGUGUCCUCUUUCUGGUCGGCCCAGCCCGGCUAUUUGGCCACCUUUCCCUCCCUUAUCCCCGACUGGCUCCUCUUCUUUCCUUCCUUCCUUUCCUCCCUGCUUGCCUGCCAUGUCGGCCCCUGGAGGAGCUGGUGGCGAGUUCGGCAACCCGCUGCGCAAGUUCAAGUUGGUUUUCCUCGGAGAGCAGAGCGUUGGAAAGACAUCUCUGAUCACCAGAUUUAUGUAUGACAGUUUUGACAACACUUAUCAGGCAACUAUUGGAAUUGAUUUUCUCUCGAAGACAAUGUAUUUAGAAGACCGCACGCAGGUCCGACUUCAGCUUUGGGACACAGCAGGCCAAGAGCGGUUCCGUAGUCUCAUUCCCAGCUACAUCCGUGACUCAACUAUUGCAGUGGUAGUCUAUGACAUUACAAAUCUGAAUUCCUUUCAACAAACCUCCAAAUGGAUUGAUGAUGUGAGAACAGAAAGAGGAAGUGAUGUCAUCAUCAUGCUGGUGGGGAAUAAAACUGACCUUGCAGACAAGAGGCAAAUCACUACAGAAGAAGGCGAACAGAGAGCCAAAGAACUGAGUGUGAUGUUCAUUGAGACUAGCGCAAAGACUGGCUAUAAUGUGAAACAGCUUUUCCGUCGUGUGGCUGCCGCCUUACCUGGGAUGGACAGCACUCCGGAGAAAAGCAAAGACGACAUGAUCGACAUCAAACUAGAGAAACCUCCCGAACAGCCGGUAACGGAGAGCGGCUGCUCCUGCUAAAGGAUCCAUUGCGCGGCAGCUCCUUCCCGGUCGCCCAGUCCCUUCUCACUAAAGAACAUCACUUUUCAUUGACUAGAAAAACUUCAACUUUCCGAGGGCUAAACCCCCCCCCAGUCUGAUAAUGUGAUCGAGCCCCCUGUACUGUGGACGGCCCUGGCUGCUCCUUCCUACUGCAUGGUGUGAACCCUCAGCUGUGUCCUGUCCCUUUGUUGGUUGUUGCACUUUGGGUGCCCUGGCACCCUUUUACUAGGUUUCCUAUCUCGGGUGUGUGCACUUAACUGUGUUGUCAUAUGAAUGCAAAGGGAGAGGGGUUUUUCCUAAUUCAGGAAAACGCGGAUCAACCUGCAGCAAAGGAGCUAGCGGAGCUGGGUCAUCUCCUACUUCCUUCCUGCUGCGUUGUAUCCAUUCCUUUUCCAGAGGCUGCUCCUUCAGUUCGGUUUGGCCAUGCCUGCUGUUGCAGCGUGCAUCGGUGUGAUGUAUGCGCUCCAGUGCUGACGUCCUGCAGCAUAGCCUUAGCGACCCACUUACUUCCCCAUUUGAACUCUCUUCCUCCUUCCCUGAGCAUAGCAGAGGGAAGGGAAGAAGGUAGCUCAGAAUAUGUGAUUGAUGCUAGAUAGUUCUGCUGCAAGUCACCUUUAUCUCUACAGAGUGGCUAGUUAUUUUUAAUUGGAGAUAGCCCUACCCUUUUCCCUGAAGGAUGUGGUGCUCAGUUAAGUAUGGAUAAGGAGGAUUGGCAAAACUGGAAUGAGGGUGUAGGGCCUUAUGUCGGAAGCCUGGUUCCUGCAGAGUGAUGAACUGGGGGGGGGGCAUAUUCAGAGCUCAUCAUGAUCUGUUUUUAGGUGAGGCAUGAACUCAACAACUGCUAGCUGGAUUCAAACAGGGACAUAAACUAGACUCAGCCCAAUGCCAGGAGCUGCUAUUUUUGUAUAAUUUAUGUUUCAUUUUAAAUAUGCAAAGUGCUUUACAGUUACUUUUUAUUCUUCAUGGCUGUGUUGCCAUUUUUUUAAAAUAGAUGGCUAUGGACAGCACACUCAUCCACUGUUGGGUGAGUCCAUAACUAGCUAUAAGAACGACCUUUAUCUGAAUUCUGUGUUUUUAUUCUAAUGGACCAGUCUGGGCUUUAAAAACUAAAGAAAAUAGCAUAUCAACUCCCCUUGAAUUGGUCCAGCCACUAUAUAAGAAGUAAGAUUGUAGGACUUUUGUGUUUUGGUCUAAUACUUAUUUUUUCAAAACUUGCUGUUGACCAGUUCUUAAAUUCUACAUAUAUAAGGGUUGUUCAGUUUUAUAUAGUGCACAGUGGAAAAGACUUUAAAUCUUGUUUGGUGUCUGCUUCUUCUGCAUAAGAGCGACCUGUGCAUUUAACCUUUGUAGAGGAUAAAAACUGCUAUAGAUCUAUUGAACUUCAGAUUUAGCGCAGAAUGGGUUUUCAAAUACCUCCCCCUGCAGUUGGGUAUAAGUCAAACUAACAUGCAAACCUACUUGGGAGACAGGCAGAAGAUGGCAUUAAUUGAGUAAUUGUUUCUUUGGACAAAUUACCCACCUUGGUGUAAGGUUGUUUUCUCCAUUUUAAAAGCCCCUAAAUUGUAAUCCCUAGACCAGGAGUAGCUAACAUGGUGCCUGCAAGAUAUGGGGUCUAAAACUCAUCAUUCUUAACCAUUGGCUGAUAGUUGGGAAUCCAAAAAAAUCUGGAGGACACCAUGUUGACUGCCUUUGCCCUAGACUGAGUGUGAAGAACCUUUGGCUGUACAGAUGUUGCUGAACCACAACUCCCGUCAUCCCUGCCUGCUGUCCAUGUUUGCUGAGGCUGAUGAGAGUUGUAGGUCAACAUCAUCUGAAGGGCCAAAGAUUCCCUGCCCCUGGUACCUGCUACUUCAGUAGUUUUGAGACUGCCUCUGGAGAACCAGUAAGGGAUAAUAGCAGGAUAUAUUCCAUACCUAUUUUUGUUUGCCUCCAGUUUGGAGUAAAGAGUAGUUAUUAUUUUGCAAUCAGACUGAAGAAAAUACUCAUUUCCUUUGUGAAUCAUUUCCACAUCUGUUGUUUCAUGCUUGGGGCAAGAAAUGCUGUUAACCUGUGCCAGAGGAGUGUUUGGGAUGAAGCUGAAAGGAAUGGACUGAGGAGAUGCCUGCCCAUCAACACAGCAUAGGAAAACGUUUCUCCUUCCACAUUGGCAGACUUUCUUGGUACAAGCCCAGAGGAAUUCUAAGGGUGGCAAUAGCUGUACAACUUUCCUGCUUGAAAUGUUGAAAUCCCAUCCCCCAACUUCCUCAGCUACUAAGUGAUAAGAUGCAUGUCAAUCUCUCCACUGGGGCCAAUCUGCAGAGGGUUUGUUUCCUUGCCUUUAAAGUGCCCCCCCUCCUUAUUCCUAGAUUAAUAGAGUUGCCAGCUCUAUUUUCAACAGAAGAUCCCAUCCACUUAACAGCUACACAGUAGAAUGAAAUUCAACAAGUACCACUUUGUAUCUUCAAAGCAACUGCAUAAUGGAAAAUACUUGUUGAAUGUCUAUGGUUUUUAUUAUUAAUAUUACAUUGCAACACCAAAAAUAUCUGCCAAGCCCAAAAUAAAAUAAGGGAGAAUACCUUAAUUCCUUGCAAUAAGAGUCUAUAACUUUUGGGAUUUUGUAUGUGUUCAGUAAUUUCCCCAAAACAUGACUCCUCAGGCAGGGAGUCCCACUUAUUCUCAGGUAACAAAGGAAAGCCCAGGUUUUCCACAACGAUGCAGUCUCGUUGAUUCCCCAAGGUCCCAGUUUUUACUGAGCCGUGCUGCUAAGGUGAAGUUGGUUAUCUUUUCUGAGUGUUCAUAGCAUUUAAGUCUGCCAGACUGGCGAAUGUGAGAACCAAUCUUAUGCAUGUGGUGGGAUGCAAGUUUGCACGUACAACUUAAUGGCCCAGUUUGCACAUAAUGCUAAGAAAAUGUGCAGGUUCCCAAAGAGAAGAUUCUGGCCUCUUUGCUUCUUCUCUGGCCCUUCUGCUGCCACAUUGCUAUAAGCUGUGAUUUGGCUUAGCAUUGCAUCCAGACCCAGGCUUGGGCUUAUUUGUCUCAGACAAACCAUGAGGAGUAAGCCACUGUCUGGACGAAAUAAACCACAAGCCUGGAUUUGGAUUUAAUGCUAAGCUAUAAACAAUGGCGUAGUUCACAACAGCAGGACUGGAGGAGGAGCAAAGCAGCCACAAUCUUCUCUCCAUAUUUGCUUGUUUCAUGUUAUCCUGGGCUUGGCUUACCAUUGUGUGUGAAACGGGUCAAUGUCUGCAUCAGUCAUUUGCAUAUACUGCCGUUGCUCUAUUCAUUUUCUACUUUUUAACACGAAAUGAUUGUGAGUAGUGGGCCUUUGUAUGCAUCAUAAUAAGUGCACAAUGGUUCUCUGCCCCAUGUUUGAUAUGGAAGUUGUAGCCUGAUGAACUUUUGACCCACCCCUUGGCCUUGAAGCCAAGGGCUCACAUUGCUUAAUGUUCUGAUUUGUUACUGUUUUGUUUUUACUAGUCUGCUGCAUCUUGAAAGCUUGGGAUACCUAAGCGUGUUUAAAUUAUCUGUCAGGUUUUUUGAUGCUCAACAAUUGUCAUCUCACCCUGAUUCUUGAAACAAUCCCCAAUCUAUGACUGGCCACUGAAAGCCACUCUUCUGUGAGAAUCUGCCACUUCUGUGAUGCUUUGGGUUUCUCCCAUAUUUGUUUAACGUGCAGGAACCCCAUGUGCAAAAUAUUUUAUUUCUUCUCUUCAGUAGCCUCUCCAGCAGAAUUGGCAAGUCUACAGGUUUGGCCCCAUCAGUUCUGAAAGCAAAGGCCACUGCAAAGGCCUGUACUCAUCCUGUAUAUAUGUGUGUGUGUAUAUAUAUAUAUAUAUUUAUAUAUAUACAACCUGUUGUGUGGGAAUUGCUGAUGUCCUGUCAGUGUAUCCUUGUUUCUUUCUCCCGGCAGUUAAACUGGCACCAUUCUCCCUUUCUCACUGGCAGUCCAGUCCUGCCGCUGCUAUUGUGGUGUUCUCUCGACAUGCUGGAAACAUGUUUUUCCAGAGAAUAGAGAUUUUAAACAGAAUACAUAAAUGUUAUGUGGGGAGGGAUUGGGAGUGGCUGGGCAGGCAGGGGGAGAAACGUAGUGAACAGCAUAGUUCACUUUCCCCACUGCCUUCUCUGUGGAUGUGUAUGAUAUUUGAGUGUGUGUCUCUGGCUCUGCUGUCUCCUAGCUGUUAGCCAAGUAAUUGAUUCUUAAUAUAUGAAUAUUGACUUUCAGACUUACAGCUGUGUAUCACACUAAAUAAAGUUAAUU